GUGAAAAAAUGUAUGAGGAUCAUUUAAAUAUCGAUACGUCUCGCUGUUCGAUUUAAAUGGACAGGGUCUGCUCGAUUUUUGCCAACAAUUGCUGGCAAUCUGACGUAGGCAUACAUAUGUAUAUACAUAUGAGAUUACAUACUCAUGGUGCAACUCCGUCGACAAGUGAAUUAGUGGAGACACCAGACGCACCAGACACACCAGACCGAGCCAGCCAGACGCCAGUUGAAAAAUGGCAGACUGCGAGAAGGAGGAGGCGCACAAUCUCCAAAUGGAGUUUGAGUGGGUGCUCCACGAGGAAGUGCACUCCUCGUUGUCGCAGCUCCGAAAUAUCUUGAUGGAGUGUGCUCAGCGAUUUCCACUGGCGCUCUUUGGUAAUGAUCAACAUAAUAAAACUGACAGAUUCGUCUUUGCAGCCCCACAUGACCAAGUCAAAUGUGUUGCUGUCUUGACAGGCGACAGUAUUACAAAUGCGGAAGUGAAUUUUAAAGUACAACGACAACAGAAUAUUAAUAUGAGGACGAGUAUUCAGAAUGAACAUCCAUGGAAGUUACAGCAAAUUCAAGAUGCUGCUAAUCAUUUACAGCAAGGCAUUGCUCAUAUAGAUAAUGUAGAUAGACAUUAUCUUUUUAAAACCUCAGACGAAGUCAUGCAUGUACUAGGUAAUAUUUUAGGUUGCCUUCAGAGAAGCAGGACCAGUUUAAUUGUUCCUAGAAAAAAGACAAUUGAUGAUCUUAUUAAGAGUCGAAAUAUGAAAUCUCUUAAUCCAAACCUUCCAGAAAAUUUGGCUAUUAGCUUUUACAUUCAAAGUUACAAACUGGUUUUGGCUAUUUAUCAGUUAGAGAAUGCUCAUGGCAGCGUCAAAUAUGAAACCCAGCAAGCGGAAUGCAGUGUGCCAUGGCUAAAUGAUGCUCUUGUAUUACUUACUAUUGCAUUACAACUUUGUCAACGACUGAAAGAUAAGAUAUGUGUCUUUUCCCAAUACAAAGAUUUUACGGUAGGUUCUCGUGUUCCUUCCGCGAUGGGAUGGUAACCUAAUUUUUAACACCAAGAGAAUUUUCACAUUUAAACUCGAUAUAGCAGUGCUAUGUGAAGUGAAAAAAAAAUUGGCCUCAACCAAUAAUACUUGUUCUGGCCUUUGUUUUUACAUCUGUUGAUUGUUGUCCUCUUAUCAUAUUUCUCAUUACAUUAGAAUGUUGUUCUAGCGUUUUUAAAUCGGUACAGUGUGCGCCUAGUAUUACAAUAAUAAUAAUAAUAAUAAUAGUAAUAAUAAUAAUAAUAAUAAUAUAUACAGUGUAUUAUGUAAUAUAUUAAUUAUUGAGAUGUUGGAUCAAAAAGAUUCACAUGGAUAUGUGAAUCAGCAAUGGAUAAUAACAAAUCACCAUAGGCCAGAAAUAGAAGAUUUAAGCAUUUUGCCAAUUAUUGGUGUGCCUAUCACCAUGUUAUAUUGUGUUCUUCCCAUUUCUGAAGUAGUUUUCAUGAACGUCUAAAUCGUUAAGCAUAUAACAUCUGAAGUUGUCAUUUCAUCUACAAAAGUUGAAAUAUUUAAUACAUCUGUGAUUCUAGAAAUGUAUGCUAUAAUCCUCUCCUUACUGAAUUAGAAUAUGCUUUCACAUCAUUGGUUAUUUUAUUAUUUUAGAGAGAUCACGGUAGUGUCUCGCGCUAAGUUCAUGUAUUAAUAGACAUGAAUUUUAACUUUUCUCUUUUAUAUUGUUUGUUGCUUGUGCAUAACUAUCCAUAUAGAAUUACUUUUUAUCUUAAUAUCACAGAGUUGUUAGGUUGUCCAUAAAAUAAUGUCAUUUUACAUUUUAAUCUUUUAUAUUAUAUUUUAACUUCCAAUUUUAACGAUCAAUACUUGAUGGAAUUAAUCGAAAUAAGAGACAAAUAACUCGACGCAUUUGUAAUUUGUUUACAUUGAUCAGAGUUUAUGUUUAUUCCAAAGGGUUUCUUAUAAUUAGUAAAGAAUUUUCUCAUUAAAAGUUGGGUAAAAUUGUUCAAAGAGAUGGUAAUCACUUGAUAAGUAAUUUAAUGAAUAUGAUAAUGAAUAUGAUUUAAUGAAUAUGAAGUGAGAUAAGAUUUUGAUCAAUGAGUUUAGUUUUUGAUAGAUCUUUUGUAGAUGUGUCAUGUGGGAAUGCUAUAUUUUUUCAAUUGACUAGUGCCAAUCCUUUAAUUUCCUACUUUUUUGAUCCAAUUUCUCUUAGUAUUUAUUGAUUAUUUUAUUAUUUUAAAAAGUGCAUAAUAUAUUAGCCAUUAUCCACUAACCAGUUAUUACUACUCGAAUCGAGCUUUUAUGAUAAAAACAUUCAAAUUUUAAAAAGAAAUGUUAUUUUUCAAAAAAUUUAUAUCUUUGCAUGUUAUCUUUUGCAAAGCAAAUCUUCAAAAAUAUCAAAAUUUAAAAAUUCAGAUGCAAUAACUUAAUAUCUUUCUACUAACACAAGAAGAUGUGCUAAUUUAAC
Messenger RNA from Camponotus floridanus (Florida carpenter ant), 2456 nucleotides. It is a transcript of the gene rogdi, whose product is annotated as protein rogdi. NCBI's taxonomy places the organism in Eukaryota, Metazoa, Arthropoda, Insecta, Hymenoptera, Formicidae. Gene Ontology annotation, cellular component: RAVE complex. The record is from RefSeq and is a predicted model, not a curated record. Bases 233 to 1033 code for a protein of 266 amino acids. The transcript has 6 exons.